This is a messenger RNA of Cornus florida, 2557 nucleotides long. Its product is annotated as pre-rRNA-processing protein esf1. NCBI's taxonomy places the organism in Eukaryota, Viridiplantae, Streptophyta, Magnoliopsida, Cornales, Cornaceae. Gene Ontology annotation, cellular component: nucleus. The transcript is spliced from 7 exons. Gene Ontology annotation, biological process: rRNA processing. The record is from RefSeq and is a predicted model, not a curated record. Bases 134 to 2362 code for a protein of 742 amino acids. Gene Ontology annotation, molecular function: RNA binding.
CCCUCAAUCACCCGCUAAAAUCCUAGGGUUUACAGUGGAAGUUCUUUGCGCAGAACGCAACUAAACUCCGUCAAGAUCUCACACGUCCUCGGCACCGCUUCAAGCUAAAUUGCGCAGAGCACUCUACGAAAACAUGGGUUCCAAAAACAAGAACUCCACAAAGAACAAGGAGGCGAAUCGAGAAGCCGCUGUAGCCGACGGUGCGCGCGAUAGAGGGAACCGCCAUGGCGACAAGGUCAUCACUGACCCUCGGUUCGCGUCUGUACACUCCGACCCUAGGUUCCAGAAACUUCCGAAGCGCAAAACGCAGGUCACGAUCGACUCUCGAUUCGAUCGAAUGUUCACCGACAAGAGCUUUUCUUCAUCGUCUGCCAAAAUCGACAAGAGAGGCAAACCUAAGAAGGACUCAUCGCAAAACCCUCUCAAACACUAUUACCGUCUCGAAGAAGAAGAAGAUGAUAAGAAACGCAAAGGUGUGGCCAAGAACGAAGAAAUUGAAAGUGACGAAGAAAUCAGUGCAGAGACUGAUAGCGAGAGCGAGAAAUUGAUUAAGAGCGACGGAGAGUCGUCUGAUUCGGAGUUGAAAAUUGAAUCAGAGCGGUCGGAAUCAGAAGACGAGGGUAAUAAGAGCGAUGGGUCUUCCACGGACACUACUACGGAUUCUGAUGAAGAAGAUGAGGUUUAUACGGAAGAGGAAGACACUAUUGCACAGGAGGAAAAUGUACCAGAAAUUGACAAAGAAACUCACAGGCUUGCUAUUGUUAAUAUGGAUUGGAGUCAAGUGAAGGCUGUUGAUUUAUAUGUAGUCCUGAGCUCAUUUCUCCCUAAAGGUGGACAAAUUUUAUCCGUAGCCGUCUAUCCAUCUGAAUUUGGACUUAAGCGUAUGGAAGAGGAGGCAGUGCAUGGUCCUGUUGGGCUAUUUGAUGAAGACAAAGAGCAAAGUGAAGACGACAAUAAUGAUGAGAUUGACAAUGAGAAAUUGCGUGCAUAUGAGUUGAGUAGGCUAAGGUACUAUUAUGCUGUAGUGGAAUGUGAUUCGAGUGCUACAGCUGAUUAUCUUUACAAAACUUGUGAUGGAGUUGAGUUUGAAAGAUCGUCAAAUAAGCUGGAUUUGAGGUUUAUUCCAGACUCUAUGGACUUUAAACAUCCCCCGCGUGAUGUCGCAACAGAGGCACCAACAAGCUAUGAAGGUUUAGAAUUCCAAACUCAAGCACUGCAGCAGAGUAAAAUUAAUCUUACCUGGGAUGAAGAUGAACCACAUCGUACAAAGACCUUAAAGAGAAAAUUUAAUGCUGAGGAGCUAGCUGAAUUGGAAUUGAAGGAGUUUCUGGCUUCUGAUGAGAGUGAAACUGAAGAAGAUGAGAAUGAUAAUAAUGAUGCUAUGGAAGAUCGAUUUGGAAAAAAACAAAAGAAAAAAGAUUUGUACCGUGCUCUCAUCCAGUCUGGCGAGGGUUCAGAAGGCGAUGAUGACGAGGAUGGCCAGGAUAUGGAAGUCACUUUCAAUACUGGCUUAGAGGAUAUAAGCAAGAAAAUUCUAGAAAAGAAGGAUAAGAAAUUGGAAACAGUUUGGGAGGCAUAUCUCAGAAAGAGAAGUGAGAAGAAGAAGGCAAGGAAAAAUAGAUCAAAGAAUUCAUCAGAGGAUGAGAGUAGUGAUACUGAUCAAGAAGCACCUGAACAAUUUGACGACUUUUUUGCUGAAGAGCCUUCAGUUAAAGGAAGUAAGGAGUCUCGAGGUAAAAAAGACCGGAAAGAAAAGCGGCACAAAGAAACAGCUGAUGAAGCAGAAGCAAGCAGGGCAGAGCUUGAGUUGUUACUGGCUGAUGACAAGGGAGAAGAUGCCAGCUUGAAGGGAUACAAUUUGAAACCUAAAAAGGCUAAGGGGAAAAAGGGAAAAGAAAUUCCAGAUGAGGGGAAAAUACCAACCAUUGAUUAUGAUGAUCCACGGUUCUCGGCUCUCUUCACUUCACCUCUGUAUGCUUUGGAUCCCACGGAUCCUCAAUUCAAAAGGAGUGCUGUUUAUGUUCGGCAGUUGGCACAGAAGCAACAGAAGGGUGGCCAGGAAGAAUUGGAGGGAAAAGAACCGACAAAGUUGCGACAAGCUCUGUUGCCACCUGAUGAUCUGGAGGCAGACAAAAAUGAGCACUUACGAUCUGAUGGAUUGCCCUCAAAGAAAGAGAAGCAUGAGCUAUCUUCGUUAGUUAGGUCAAUUAAGAUGAAGUCCAAACAAGUUCAAUUGGCCUCCAAUGCUAAGAUGCCAGGAAAAAAAAGAAAACCGCAAUCCAUCGCCAAAGGAAAGAACAGGAGGGGAAAUAUCCAAAAGAAAAUUGUGACAGAUGUUUUUGACAUUAGCCCAUCAAUAUAGAUGGUAAGAGCUGUAGGAAGCAACGAAGUUGUACGAGGAUGUAUUGGGGAAAAUUCGACGAUGAAAGAUUUAGUAUAUUUCUUCUAAUUUUAUUGUGAUUUAUUAAUAAGAAUUGUUGGGGAACUAUUAUUGAUCUUGUUUCAAAUCAACUUAUUUUUGAGGAGGGAGAGAAUACUUGAAUUUUUGAGUAUAUGA